AUGGCUGAAAACAUGAUCACUACUACAAUGUCGCAACCUGGCGUAUCACCGAGUAAAUCCGGGGAAGUAGCUCCUACGAGCAUCAACCCCGCGGCAACAUCUACGCCGCCUCGACCCCCCAGAGUUCCCUACCACCAGAUCUACAAGCUCCCUGCGCCAAUUCGUACCUUUCCGCUGCCUACCUUCUACCCCAGCAACCCCCUUUCUCUCUUUCACCUUGCCUUCGCGUGGUUGAGACAAGUGUUGUUGCCUCCGCCCGCCGAACCAUCAGUGAUACAUGAGGGAAUCUGGGAUCCCGAUACUCGCUCCGUACACGUUAAGGACCCUAAGUCCAUCCGCGCCUUCUGGGAACAGGGCUUCUAUGGAAAAGGAAGCUUGAGUCGUAGUGAACCCAACUGGUUUAAGAGAGAGCUGAGCCGCCGCGGUCUUGACGCGACAACGGUCAGCGAAGAACGCACCGUGUCACGCCGUGAAGAACGCAAGCAGGUCAAAUGGGAAAGAGCAAAGGCAGAGCUGGAGGCCAUCGAGAAACAAAAGCUCGAGGAAGCCCAGCUUGACAGUGAACCUGUGAAUGCUGCUGUCCCAGAGUCUCUUGCCGCCGAGGUUGAGCCCAAGCCUGCUGUUCUACCCGCCUCUCUUCCUGAUCCUGUUCUCUCUGUCACUUCAACCGCUUCAUCAUCCCAGCCUGCAACUACGGACGAGUAUGUUCCCAAGACAGUAGCACAUGGAUCUAUCGUCGAGCACAAAGCUCCAGUCGGCCCCCUGGAGCUUCUCGCCCUUCCCAACUCGUAUGCUCGUGUCCGGGGCGAGGAGCCGGUCCUUUCGCAGCCUGAGUCGACAAUCACUGAAGAGAACGUGCGCAAGGAAUUCAAGCCGCCUGUUGGUCCCAUUGAGUUGUUGGCUCUCCCCAAUUCUCUGGCCGAUCUUGUCGCACUAUCAGUCGUAUCCGUCUUGAGCGAGGAAAUCGGUAUUGAUGAGGAUGGGUCUUCAGAGGAUCAGGUGGAGGCAAGUGCCUUGACCAACGACGAACCCGAGACCAGCGCAACCGAAGUCAACGAUACAGCCUCUUCCGAGAAAGAGCGCCGCUUCUCCCCCACCGUCGAGUCUACCAUCUUCCAGCACACCGAUGCAGCCUCUGAAGUCAAGAACAACAACGGCUCGUCUGACACUGAAGCCAUCUCUUCCGCUCUUCCUGCCGUCGAAAAGCCCGUCAUCUCCGAUGUCGUACCUGCCGUUUAUUCCGAGGAGUUGGUUGACAAGGAACACUUCCAGUUGGCCCCCGAGGAGGCCUUCUUCUUGGCCUUUGGCCUCGGUGCUCUUCGCGUUGUUGACCCAGUCACCAAGGCUCCCAUCUCAAACGAGCAGCUUCUCGCCAACCUUCGUGCCAACUCUUAUUUUCCCCCGCGGUCCGUCGAUAACCUCAGUCCCGAGGAUCCCUUCCUCGUACAAUACGCCGCUUAUCACCACUUCCGCUCCUUUGGCUGGGUGCCCCGUCACGGUAUCAAGUUUGGCGUCGACUGGAUCAUUUACCAGCGCGGCCCGGUUUUUGACCAUUCCGAGUUCGGUAUCAUGGUGGUGCCCUCGUUCUCCGACCCUCGGUGGAGCGAGUACGAGCACGAGGAGUCCAAGAAGAGCUGGUCUUGGCUGAUGGGUGUCAACCGUGUGUUGGCCCAUGUGCUCAAGAGCUUGGUUCUCGUCUAUGUUGACGUGCCGCCUCCGCCGGUGUUCGACGAGGAAAUGAAAAAGGGCGGUAUUGCGGCUGCCCUCAAGAAGUUCACGAUCCGUGAGGUUAUGGUUAGGCGGUUCUCUGUCAACCGCAACAGGUAG
Molecule: messenger RNA, 1827 nt
Organism: Sordaria macrospora k-hell
Lineage: Eukaryota; Fungi; Ascomycota; Sordariomycetes; Sordariales; Sordariaceae
Source: RefSeq, a predicted model, not a curated record